This is a messenger RNA of Acanthoscelides obtectus, 309 nucleotides long. Lineage: Eukaryota; Metazoa; Arthropoda; Insecta; Coleoptera; Chrysomelidae. The record is from the annotation of a GenBank genome assembly.
CGUAGAUUUCUUGAUUCAUAAUAAAACGAACAUAGGUAUGCCAAUAAUAAUGCUGCAUUAUCAGGUAAAGUUGACUCGUCCAGUUGUAUAGAGAAAUGGUAUGGUUGCUUAAGGGAAUUCGUUUAAUGAUAUCAGAUGCAGGUUUGUGUAAAACAGUUUUUAAAACCUCUUCAACGGCUGGCAAAAUUAACUUCUCUUCAAUAGUAUGCGGUUUUCCGGAUAUUGCUAUGAGUAACGAGAUAUUGUAAGACGCCCGCAAACCAUCAUCAUUUCUUUGUGACGUCGAAGCGAACAUUCUGUCCAGUAUAG